Molecule: messenger RNA, 2158 nt
Organism: Jatropha curcas
Lineage: Eukaryota; Viridiplantae; Streptophyta; Magnoliopsida; Malpighiales; Euphorbiaceae
Product: eukaryotic translation initiation factor 4B2
Molecular function (GO): mRNA binding; translation initiation factor activity
Source: RefSeq, a predicted model, not a curated record
AAAAAAAAAAAAAAAAAAAAGCAACUAACCCUUACACACACAACAACUGUAACCUUCUCUUCGUCGUCGUAUGUUCUCGGAGCUCCGGCUCCCUUAACGGAGCCCAGCUCAGUAAUCAAAACCAGUAACUCUGCAUUCUUAAAUUAUAAAAGCUAAGGAUCUUUCAUUUCCUGAUUUUCCGUUUGCAGAUCUUUAAUUUCGUCUUACUUUUUUUCCUUGUAAGCAAUGUCGAAAGCUUGGGGUGCCAUCGGCGAUUGGGCCGCCGAUGUAGAGCGUGAGGAGCGGGAAGCGGCUGCCGAAGCAGCGGCAGCAGCUGCUUCGGGCGUAUCCGCUGAGUCUCAGAACUUCCCUAGUCUGAGAGAGGCCGCCACGAAGCAGAAGAAGAAGAAAAUGACUCUCAAUGAGUUCCACACCUCUUCUGGCGGCUUAGGCACCGGUCGCGCGUUAGAAUCUAAAGGUUUAACUCCCGACGAGAUGCUUCGGCUACCUACUGGUCCUAAAGAGCGGUCCGCUGAGGAAAUGCAGUAUGGACGACUUGGUGGCGGGUUUUCCAAUUAUGGGAGGUCUGGUCCGCCUCCCGGCCGUAUGCGUGACCGCGAUGAAACCGAUGGAGGGUCCUGGGGAGGUGGUAGAAGGCAGUAUGGUGGAUUUGAUGAAGAGCGAAGGGGUCCACCUUCUAGGGUUUCUGACUAUGAUCAACCCUCGCGAGCGGAUGAGGUUGAUAAUUGGGCAAUGACGAAGAAACCACUCUCUUCAUUUGAUUCCGGUCGUCAAAAUCGUUACGGUUCGCUUGGUAGUGGUGGUGGUAUGGGAGGUGGUUCUAGGGCUGAUGAGGUUGAUAAUUGGGGAACUGCUAAAAAACCCCUUCCUACUAGAUCUUCCACUUUUGGUUCAGGUUUUCGUGAUUCUGGACCCGAGCCUGAUCGGUGGACGAGAGGAGGAAAUCGUGAGCCAGAGCGGGAGAGGCCUAGACUCGUUUUAGAUCCUCCAAAGGGUGAUGUUGCAGCUAAUGAGUCGGUUAGAACAAAUAGGCCAAAUCCAUUUGGAGCAGCUAGGCCGAGAGAACAGGUUUUGGCUGAAAAAGGAUUGGAUUGGAAAAAGCUUGAGUUGGAGAUUGAAGCUAAGAGGACAAGCGCGCAUUCAAGCAGGCCUACCAGUGCACAUUCAAGCAGGCCUUCAAGUGCGCAGUCAUCCAGGUCAGAGGGUCCAGGACUGCAGCAGGGAUUAGAGAAUUUGUUGUCAAAGCCAAGGCCAAAGGUGAAUCCUUUUGGAGACGCAAAGCCUAGGGAAGUGUUGUUAGAGGAAAGAGGUCAGGAUUGGCGGAAGAUUGAUCUUCAAUUGGAGCAUCGCAGCGUGGACAGGAGCGAAACAGAGGAGGAGAAGUUAUUGAAAGAAGAAAUAGAGCAUUUAAAGGAGCGCCAGAAAGAACUUUUAACAAAAGGUAAUAGGGAAACUCUGCAAGGGUCUGAUGGAGACCAAUCCAAUUUACAAGAUAUAAUAUCUCUGAAAGAAAAGGAAUUAGAGCAGCUCAUUCGUGAUUUGGAUGACAAAAUUAGAUUUGGACAGAAAGCCGUUGACAGGCCAGGUUCUGGGUCUGGCCGGGGUAGCUUCUCUGAGAGACCAUCUUCUCAAUCUGGGUCAUUUGAUGAAUCUAGAAGUGUGGAAUACAUAGAUAGGCCUCAAUCACGUGGUGCACAAGAUGCUUGGACAAGGCCAAUUGAAGACAGAAGACCAUUUCAAAGUGGCAAGGAAAGAGGAUUUCUGGGCAGCAGAGACUUUGACAGGUCAAGGUCAAGGGAGAGAUGGUGAGCAACUGAUUUGUAGAUUCAUCAAGUUCUCUCUUCAGCUUUUGAAAACCGGAGCCAAAUAAUAUUUUGCCUCAAUUUUACUUUUUUUGUUAUUAUUGUUCUCUUGUUUCUGCUCUGGGAAAUGGAGCAAGGAUUAUUGAGUACUAGCAUUGGGAACGGUCGCGUUAAUCUAUUGUUUCAUUUUGAAACUAUGUAAAAUUGCAUUUUUCCGCCAUCUUUCUUCUGUUUGAGAAAACGAGCCUGUAUUAUUUUGUAGGACUCAAAUUUUAAUGAACACCAUUGGACUUGCUAGUUUAAUUUGGUGAUUAUUUUAAGUUGCUUAUAUUUGAGAAAGCUACAUUCCUUUGUUA